Messenger RNA from Culex quinquefasciatus (southern house mosquito), 1039 nucleotides. Its product is annotated as zinc finger protein 708. Bases 77 to 1036 code for a protein of 319 amino acids. Gene Ontology annotation, cellular component: nucleus. The record is from RefSeq and is a predicted model, not a curated record. Gene Ontology annotation, molecular function: zinc ion binding; DNA-binding transcription factor activity; RNA polymerase II cis-regulatory region sequence-specific DNA binding. The transcript is spliced from 3 exons. Lineage: Eukaryota; Metazoa; Arthropoda; Insecta; Diptera; Culicidae. Gene Ontology annotation, biological process: regulation of transcription by RNA polymerase II.
UUGUUUACAUUUUUGCUGUUCGUUUUUUAAAUUUCAAAACAGGAUUUCUAAAAAUUUAAAAAAAAGUUGUUCCAGGAUGCAGCUAGAAUACGACAGCAAGCAAAUUAUGAACAAUUUCCCCUCAACUUGUCGGUUCUGUCUGUCGCGGGAGGAUUGCGUCCCCAUCCUGAACGACGGAGGAGAGAUCGCCGAUCAUUUGCUGCUGGCAACGGACUUUAUUCUUUCAAAGGUGGACGAGGGCGAUGGCCUUCCGAACAGCAUCUGCCAACGGUGCCUCAAGUGUGUGAUCGAAUUUGCCGCGCUGGAAGCGCGCUGUCAGCAAACCUACGAAAUCCUGCAGCAGAUUCUGGAGGAACAAGCCACCACACACGACGAAGUGCCUUUCGAAGCGAAGGUUGAAGAGUUUGACGUCGAGGAAGAAUGCGCUGUAGUUUACCUCGAGGACGAUUCUUCGGAGCAGGAACUGCACAAAGCUCCGGUCGUCAAAGCGAAACCCCCCACCGCUAAAAAGGGCAAGCAAUGUCCCAUCUGCGGCAAGUUCGUGUCCCAGCUGAGCAAACACAUGCCCGUCCACUCGGACCUGAAGCGCCACUCGUGUCCGCACUGUGAGAAACGGUUCGCGCACGACACCACGCUUCGGAAGCACAUCAACUCGGUCCACCUGCGGCUCAAGAAGUACCACUGCGAGCGGGAGGGUUGCUCCGAGGCGUUUACGGACCGGAGCUCGCUGCGGUACCACGACACGGUCAAGCACCGGAACGCGCGCGACUUUGUGUGUGCCGAGUGUGGCAAGUCGUACCACACCUCGACAGGGUUAAGUCAGCACACGAGUUUGAGCCACGAUCAGCGGCGGUUCCGGUGUGAGGAGUGCGGGAAGAUGUUUGCCAUGAAAUACCACCUGAAGACCCACAUGCUGACCCACACCGAGGCGCGCCCAUUUUCGUGUGAACUUUGCGAUCGAACGUUCAAGCAGAUGAAAAACCUAAACGAACAUCUUGUCGUAAUGCACGCCAAACCGCGAAUACGAAAACAAUAAAAU